This is a messenger RNA of Colletotrichum karsti, 2712 nucleotides long. RefSeq lists its product as uncharacterized. The transcript has 2 exons. Gene Ontology annotation, cellular component: intracellular membrane-bounded organelle; vesicle; cytoplasm. Bases 1 to 2712 code for a protein of 903 amino acids. Gene Ontology annotation, molecular function: clathrin binding. The record is from RefSeq and is a predicted model, not a curated record. Gene Ontology annotation, biological process: clathrin-dependent endocytosis; clathrin coat disassembly. Lineage: Eukaryota; Fungi; Ascomycota; Sordariomycetes; Glomerellales; Glomerellaceae.
AUGGAUGAUCUCUCGGGACUGGACUGGUCGUCGUCGGCCAACAAGUCGGCCACCAACAAACCACCGCCGAUGAACCCCUCGGGCGCCAAUUACUUCGGCUCGAUGCCCGCGCGACAGACGACCUCGACGCCAUCUCCGUUCCCCUCCGGUCGCAACACGCCUCUGUCGGCGCAGGGAUCCGGUGCCGUCGCCGCGAAGCCCCCAGCUGCGAAGCCACCCGCCGAUAGCUUCAGCAACUUGAUGAACCUGGCCGGCGGUGCUCCGAAGUCGACGGCGAACCUGAGCUUGCGCGAGCAACAGCAGCGACUCGAGGCCGAGAAGAGGAAGAAGGAGGAGGAGAGAAGGAAGCAGGCGCAGGCGCAAUUCGGCGGAGGGUUCCUGGACACCCUGGGCUCGGGCAACGUGUCGCGGACUACGUCGCCGGGCAUCUUGUCACCCGGCUCGUCGACCGGCAAGAAGGCCAGCGAUGACGAUGACCUGUUUGCCGCGUUCAAUGCCGAGACCAAGGUCGACAACGCCAGCCACUACCCGCCGCCGCCCCAAAAGAGCCCCUCCCCCGCGCACACCCCAGGACUGAACCUCAGCGACCCGAGCGCGUGGAAUAAGCCCGCCCCUCCAGCCAACAACGGUGGCUUCGGAGAUGAUGAUGACCCGUUCGGUCUGAACCAGCUCAAACCCAAGGCUGCUUCUCCCGCGCCCCAGCCGACGAUUGACGACGAUGACUUCCUCGGCGACCUGGGACGGCCGGUGGAGGAGGUCCGGCGCAAGCAGCCACCUCCGGAACCCAAGCAGAAGCAGCCGGAACCUGGCAAGCCAAUUGAGGAAUCCGAAUCGAGUUCCGACGAUGAGCCGCCCGCUCCCCGUGGCGAGAUGGCCGAGUUCGACAGAGCUGUCGCCCAGCUUGUGGACUACGGAUUCACCCCCGAAAACGCGCGGCGGGGUCUGACGGAGAGCGGUGCGGGGUUGAAUGUGCAGGCGGCCGCCAACUGGCUUCUCGACGACGCGCAUCGCCAAGCCAAGGCGAAGGCGCAAGGCAAGGAUCCGGCCGCCGCCUCGAGAAGGGGACGCGACGACGGACGACACGACGCCCAGCGGAGAGCUGAUACGAGGUCGCCCGCCAGCGAAGCGGACUUCUCAAAGUCUGCCGCCGCCGUGGGGAACAGCCUGUUCAAGACGGCCAACUCGCUAUGGAAGACUGGAAAGAAGCAGGUGCAGCAGGCUGUCGCAGACUUCAACCAGGAAGGGGGAGACCCGAACCAGCCCAAGUGGAUGCGGUCCGCGCAGCAGGAUCGCACGCAGGCCCCGGAGAAGCGGCGUACCGAGGCCACGGACGAGGCCAUGAUGCUGGAGUCUGGCGGCCGGCCACCGAGGAGAACUGGCCAGUCGUCGCAGUCGCCGAGGCCGGAAGCUCCUCGCAGAACUGCGUCUCCAAGGGACUUUUCUCCUGCGCCAUCGGCGCCUUCGAGCGGACGUGGUACACCUGUUCCUAAGUGGCAGCAGCAGGCCGGCCCCGCGGUGCCGGAUUCAAGAACACGCGCCAGCAAGCUGGCCAUGGCAGACGACGGUGCAGCGUCAUAUGUCAGCCCUGCCCGAAGGAAGAAGGCCACGCCUCAGCCCGAGCAAACACCGCCUCCCAGGCAGGAGGAACCUGAUUUACUCUUCAACUCCCAGGCGCCCAAGUCGGCCCCGUCGCAGUCGCUGCCACAGCGACCUGCGCAACCGUCCCAAUCUUCUCAGCCCGCACGACGUCCGGCAUCACCCAAGCCCGCACCUCGCCCCGCGCGGCACAUCCCCCCAAUCACACCCGCUGCGGUACAGCAGUCCACGAAGCACCGUCUAGACGGAACGGCACACUUCAAGCGCGGAGACUACGCCGCCGCGCAGUCUUCCUACUCGUCGUCUCUGGCCGCCGUACCCGCAUCUCAUCCCCUGGCGAUCGUCAUUCUGACAAACCGCGCACUGACCGCCCUCAAGACCGGUGAGCCCAAGGUGGCAGUCGAGGACGCCGACGCCGCUCUCAAGAUCAUCGGUCCCGCCGGUGGCCAGGGCGAGCAGGUGACCGUCGUGGGCGACAACGGCGGCGAGGAGAAGCGCGACAUGCGCGACCUCUACGGCAAAGCCCUCAGCCGCAAGGCCGAGGCCCUCGAACAGAUGGAGCGCUGGGGCGACGCCCACGCCGUGUGGUCGACCUGCGUCAAGAACGGCGUCGGGGGCACCACGGCCAUCUCCGGCCGCCAGCGGUGCCAGGCCGCGCUGGCGCCGAAGCCGAAACCGAAGCCCAGACCCGCGGCGGCGGCUCCCGCCCGUCCUCGGCCCGCCGCGGCGACGACACCCGCCAAAAGCUCUGAGGCCGUCGACCGCCUGCGCAAGCAGAACCUCGCGGCGGCCGCCGAGGACGACGAGAAGUUCGCGCUCUCGGAGAAGGUCGACGCCAGGAUCGCGGCGUGGAGGGACGGCAAGAGGGAUAACCUGCGCGCCCUCAUCGGCAGCCUGGACCAGGUCCUCUGGGAGGGCAGCGGGUGGAAGAAGGUCGGGCUGCACGAGCUCGUCAUGGCGAACAAGGUCAAGAUCAACUACAUGAAGGCCAUUGCCAAGUGCCACCCCGAUAAGCUUCCUCAAGACGCCAACACGGAGGUGAGACUCAUAGCCGCGACGGUCUUUGCCACGUUGAACGAGAGCUGGGAUAAGUUCAAGUCGGAGAAUGGGUUGUAA